This is a messenger RNA of Bombus terrestris (buff-tailed bumblebee), 3289 nucleotides long. RefSeq lists its product as uncharacterized. The record is from RefSeq and is a predicted model, not a curated record. Gene Ontology annotation, biological process: regulation of transcription by RNA polymerase II. Bases 486 to 1313 code for a protein of 275 amino acids. The transcript has 2 exons. NCBI's taxonomy places the organism in Eukaryota, Metazoa, Arthropoda, Insecta, Hymenoptera, Apidae. Gene Ontology annotation, cellular component: transcription regulator complex; nucleus. Gene Ontology annotation, molecular function: DNA binding.
AAUGACCUGUUGGUAUGCGUACGAAGAAAGUACAGACAACAAAGAAAUUUAUUCGUGGAGGGAGAAUCUCAAGCAUGCGCGGAGCGCAGCGAUCUCGAGUUUCAGCGUGCUUUACUUUUGAGGGAUAUUGUCGCGCUACGAAUACCUUAAUAUUGCAGUUAACUUUAUCAGAUAUCAGACUUUUAAUGUACAUAUAAAAUAUAAAUCAUAUGCAACUGAAUUUCGAUAACUGGAAGCUCUGCACUAACUGAAUCGCAUACUAACUGAUGUCGUACAUCUAACAGCGGUGAGAUAUUGUUGUCGUCUGAAUAAUCAACCAACGCGGUAGUAAUACAUAAACGAAGCACGUUCUACGGCCGCGUGCAAUGCGACAACGUCGCAUUCACGAUCGUGGUCGUAUUUGUCGGUUGCGCUAUUGCACUGUAUGAGAUUCAGACGAUUCAGACCAGUUUGUUCUUUGUCGCAUCGCACGCACGACGUCUAGUAUGCAUACUUUCGCACAGUUAUUGAUUUCUGAAGUGCAAAAAAGGCCUGUUUUAUGGAAUAGAUGGGAUGAAAACUACAAAAAUCGAGUGUUAGUGGACAAGGAAUGGGAAAAUGUGGCAGUAGUAUUAAAAAAAGACAAAGUGGAAGCCAAGUCGAAAUGGCGAAAUUUGAGGGACCAGUUCCAAAGAGAACUGAAAAAAGUGAAGAAGCUCCGUUCUGGAGAGUCUGCUAGUAUAUCUGUGAGCGAUUAUAAAGGGAAGUGGGUAUUUUUCGAAAUGCUCUUUUUUUUAAAAGACACUAUGGUGCUAACAAAAUUGACGAGCAAUUUCGACAAUGUACCCAGCGCGGAUACAUUGAAUUCCGAAACGGACACAAACUCUGAAGAUUUGGGACAAGAAGUUGCGGAUACAACGGAAGCAUCUGAAAGGAUAACGCCACCGCGUCAUCUCGAGACUUUCGAUACUCAUAGCUCUAGAUUUGAGGAAUCUCUCGAAAUUCCACGUCUCCAUAAUACGCCAAUCUACCACCAUUCGAAAGGAAGAAAAAGGACAUUAUCUGACUUUGGAAGAGAUAUGUUAGAGAUGGAAAAGAAAAAACUUCCGGCAUUCGUCGAACACGGCCUAUGCGAGAGACACGAGCAAGAUGACGAAGACAUGCAUUUUGCAAAGUCGCUGGUACCGUCCCUCAGACGAUUAGAUCCUAUCCGAAAAUUAAUAAUUAGGAAUAAAAUUCAAAGUUUGUUAAUUAAGGAGUUAAUUCAUGAAAAUUCGAGUUUAUCAAGUGAUUCGCAGGCUGGGACAUCUACCGGCGAUCCUUUGGCACUGUAAUAUGUAUAAUAGUAUUACAAUGUGUAUAAUUAGUUAUGAAAUAACAUAAAGAAAUAUUUUAUAAUUCUAUUAAAUUUUAUACGAUUUUAAAUAUGUAUUCAGUUUUGUCCUGUAUAUUACCCAAUAACUUAUUUAUAAGCACAGUUAAAACCACACAAGCUUUGUUGAUUAUUCUGUAUCAACAAGAUCACGAACAUAUAACUGAAUAAGAUGAAAAAUAAGGGAUAAACAAAGGAUUUCAACUCUUUUUACCGUUUUUGGAAUGCGACACCCCAAUCUACGGCUUUGUUAUGCGAUCCUCUCGAACACGAUUAUAUAUACUAAUCGCGCUCUCGAGUAUUCGGGAUCUGAUUAAUGUUUAGAGCGUGAUAUAAAACGGUUGCUAGGCCCGAACGACGUUUAUACGUACUUUGGCGGAGGCCAUACGAGCGUUGAAACGAGGUCCGCUGUAUGACAUCCGUUGUAGAAAUAUUGAAGCCCUCUCACUAGGAACAUGCGUCUUUUCGAUAUACGAUAAUAUGUACAUAUUUCUACAACGGGCAUCACGCAACAGAUGUCGUUCCAAUGAUUGUAUGGUCUCGGCUUUACCGAUACCGAUUCCCAUUUAUAUUAAGGCGAAAAUAAGAAAGAAGCAAGACGAGCUUACGAAAAAAUUUAGAAACGCACAUCGGCAUGGUUCUUCUACACUGAAGCAGAAGAUCAAGAAACCAACCUGUCUGAAAUUAGGAAUAGAAUUGACAACGAAGUUAAAGAUGAAUGGCAAUAGCAACCGAAUGCAGUACAAGCGAGACAACUGGACAAGAAGGUUUAUCAAGGUCGCAUACUUCUUUAGAAAAAAUAAAGUAAGAAAUUGGUUACUAUUGCGUGCAGCUUCUGACAGGAUACGGAAUAUUCAAUUCGUUCGGGAAAAAAAGUUGGGAGUCGUCAGGUAAAGUGAGACGAACCGGAAUUGUGGACAAAGGCUGGAUAAACUAGAACAUUUUAUUUUGUGCUAUUCUAAAUGGAGUCUGGCCAAUUUUUCUUGAAAAAGUAUGUAAAUUUAGUCAUUCUUGAGAUCGUUUCAAGGUGACUAUAAUAAUUAUAAUGAAAGAUAGAGAGUGGGAAGAAAAGGAAAUUCAAAUUAGUUAAAGGAGAAGAUGAAGAAUCGUAAGCACGCGCUUCUAAAAUAAGUAACAACAGUGUGAUACAAACCUGAAAUAAUAGAGGAAGGACAAAUAUUAAUGUUCGAUGCAAAUAAACGGACUUGUUUAGUUCAAAGUGGAAUCCAUUCCCCAAGGUAGCACAUUUUAUACCGUGCUGCAAAGGUGGCCAAGGGUUUUAGUGGGUUUUGUCGCGCAUCAUCUCAGACAGCUGAACCAUACAACCACAUAACCCGAUAGUACGCUGCCGGACAUGCAUCAAAUGUAUUUUCCGCCCUCGCGCGCGUGAAUAAAGUUUCAAACGCCGUGCGUACGAUGCGAUAAGAAACAAACCAGUUCGAAUUCCAUCGGACCGACAUUGGUGAGUCGUACGACAAGGUCUAUAUACCACCGGUCGUCGAAUACUACAUAUUUGCGACUGGUUAACUUUCAAGGUAUCUUUGUCUAUAACACUUAUAUAGUAAUUAAUCAGGUCCAAGUAUAUUAAGUUUGGUGUAGUGACAAGAAAUUGAAUCAGAAAAUUCAAUUUAAUAUCCAACAAUUAAAAAAUAAACAUCUUUUCCACACCUUCCAUCAUAAAUUAUUAUUAUUAUUCAUAUACAAUAUUUAUGUAUAGUAAAGAAAAAGCAUAUAUAAUAACAAAUAAAAUUAUACAAACAUUAAUUUAGAAAAAAAGAAAUCGUACAAUGAUAUUUUUUUUCGUAUCACGCUAGUUUUAUUCCUUUCUCACAUACACACAUACAACUUUUUCUCUCUUUCGUCCUCUUUUCUUCAAUGAGUUACUUCAGUUUUUAUUUCUCAUUGCGCAUUAAAUUAUAUCAUUAGAAGGACAUCGAA